Messenger RNA from Leguminivora glycinivorella, 2937 nucleotides. RefSeq lists its product as uncharacterized. Bases 1 to 2937 code for a protein of 978 amino acids. The transcript has a single exon. The record is from RefSeq and is a predicted model, not a curated record. NCBI's taxonomy places the organism in Eukaryota, Metazoa, Arthropoda, Insecta, Lepidoptera, Tortricidae.
AUGGCAAUAACUAGAAGCAGAAACGGAGCUCGGGAGGAAUCAUCUGGCAGCGGCGGCACUAAUACGAACACCGAUAACACGUCCGCUACCGCUGGGACGUCCGCGACGGACGGCACUACCGCGACGGACGGCACUACCGCCACGUCCGACACCGACGCCACGGGCACCACGACUGGCACGGGAACCACGGCGGACACAGAAGCAACGACGGAAUCAGGAGCAACCACGGAGGAUACAAGCGCGGCCCAAGAAGAGGUCACGCCCGAGGAUGCCGCCGUCGCCGCCACGCCCGCCGACACCUCUGGUAUCAGAGCCACGCCCGCCGCCAGCACCAUAGCCACGAUCGUCGAAAAACAGCUGAUGCCUCCACCGCUCGGCACGAAGAGGUGCGCUAAGCCCGCUCGGUCACACCGAUCCAAGGCCUCCAGCAAGAGGCUCCUCGCGGAGCUAGAAGCCAAGGAGAAGUUAGCCGAGCUGGAGCUCAAGCGCAUCGAAGCCCAAGCUGCGCUGGCAAAAAUCAGAGAAGAAAGAAGAAACCUCUCCUCGUCGGGUGAAGACUCCGAACAAGAAGAGGAAGACCUCGGCCCCCAGAGAUUAGCCGAUUGGUUCGACCGCCCGAUUCAAGACGCGGUCGAACACCACGCCGCGCGCCCCCCUGCGCACCGCGCGCGGCACCACAAGCAGACAAUGGAUGUGACGUCUCUCGCAGCAGCCCUGACCGACGCCCUACAAGCGAACAGAUCGAACAGGAAGUACCUGCCAGACCUGCCGUCGUUCAGUGGACAGUGCGCGGAGUGGUUACAGUUCAAAGCCGCUUACAACGAGUCGGCGCCUAGUUUCGCGAACAGUGAAAACGUCGCUCGCAUAAGAAAGAGCCUCAAGGGCGCCGCCCUAGAAGCCGUCAGUGCACUCCUCAUCAGCCAGCCGCGUCCAGACGAUAUCAUCAAGGCCCUGGAACGCCGCUACGGGAGGCCCGACGCACUACUCCUGAACGAGAUGGAGAGAAUAAAGGCCUUGCCACGACUAGCCGAGAGCCCGCGCGACCUGUGCACGUUCGCCGGACGUAUCGCCAACGCCGUGACAACGAUCGAGAUAUUGAAGAAGCCUCAGUAUCUUCACAACCCCGAGUUACUGAGGUCUAUAGUGGAAAAGUUAACGCCCAUAUUAAAAAGUAAGUGGUACGACUACGCCGCGAGUGAUGAAGACACGCCGGAACUUAAGAAGAUAGCCGACUUCCUCAACAACGAAGCUGACAAGUGCACGCCCUAUGCCCCGCCCGAGACCAUAGCGGAGCCCAAGGAAGCACGAGCCACGAAAAAGAAGCCCGAGCGUACCUGCGUAGCCGUCGCCGAAGUGAAGAAAACAAAAGAAGAAAAGUUACCCUGUCCAGUGUGUGACCAGUCCGCCCAUCAACUGCCGACGUGCCCGCAAUUCACUAAGCUGGGCACGAACGAGCGGUGGGAAAUAGCGAAGAAGCACAAUAUGUGCUAUCGGUGCCUCGUCAGCAAACAUCGCCGCUUCGUCUGCCGAGCCAAGCCCUGCGGUCAUCAAGGCUGCGCUAUGCGUCACCACAAGCUGCUUCACCACGAGAAGGCCCCGACAGACACCGUCGCCGCCUCGAACGAGCCGACGCAGCCCCGCAAGUCCGACGAGGUCGUGGCCAUAGCCGUCAAGCAAGCCGUACACGCCGCGACCCGGGCGAGCCGCGCCUACCUCAAGAUGGCGCCAGUACUACUCCGGGGGCCGCACUCGGAAGUGGCUACGUUCGCGCUCCUAGACGAAGGCAGUACAGUGACUAUCAUCGACUCUGCGAUCGCCGCCGCCCUCAACCUUGACGGGCCCACCGAACCUAUGUGGGUCCAAGGUGUGGGCGGGAACGAGAUGGCGUACGAGAAGAGCAAGAGAGUGGAUGUCCGCAUACGCAACAAACACGGAGGGGACGAGCAGCUAGUGACGAACGCGCAUACAGUCGGGCGCCUUGACUUCACCACUCAAACGAUCAGCGAGCGAGAGAUAGACGACUGUGAACAUCUGCGGGACAUCAAGCACCUGUUGACAUAUGAAGACGCUACACCGGGAAUACUGCUCGGACAAGACAACUGGGAACUCGUUGUGUCGCGCAAGUUGAAAAAAGGACGGCGCGAUCAGCCAGUAGCAUCUAAAACGCUACUAGGUUGGGUACUACACGGUUGUCGCCACUCACAAGCGAUACCCGUAGCCCACUGCUGCGCACACCUUACGCGCAUACAGCCCGGCGGGAACAUCGAGAACGAGAUGAAGAACUUCUUUGCGCUCGAAUCACUCUCGAUCGAGCCGAGGAAGCCCCGUAGUGAUCCCGAACAGCAAGCCUUGAAAACGCUAGAAGAGAAAAGUCGACGCCUCCCCGACGGGCGCUUCGAGACCGGCCUGCUGUGGCGACAGGAAGACAUCAACAUACCUGACAACCGCGCCGACGCCCUCAAACGCCUACACACACUAGAGAAGAAGCUGGAUCGCGACGCGGACUUGAAGAAGCAGUACACCGAACGAGUUGACAACCUGCUUGUGUCCGCCUACGCCGAGCUCGCGCCGACACCGAGCAGCGGGAAAACCUGGUACCUGCCCCACUUCGCAGUGCGCAACCCGGAGAAGCCGAAGAUAAGGUUAGUCCACGACGCCGCGGCCACCUCACACGGCCGCAGCCUCAACGACAUGCUUCUCGCGGGCCCCGAUCUCCUGCAGUCGCUGCCCGGCGUUAUCAUGCGCUUCCGUCAAUACGGCGUGGCGGUAUCAGCGGACAUAAAGGAAAUGUUUAUGCAAAUAAAAAUAAGAGAAGAGGACCGCGACGCGCUGCGCUUCCUGUGGCGAGGCGAUCGACGCGAAGGCGGCCCGACAGAAUAUCGCAUGACAUCAGUCAUCUUCGGCGCCUCUUCAUCCCCUGCACGGCGCUGUAUAUAA